Messenger RNA from Penicillium soppii, 2130 nucleotides. Its product is annotated as putative C6 transcription factor. Bases 1 to 2130 code for a protein of 709 amino acids. Gene Ontology annotation, biological process: DNA-templated transcription; positive regulation of transcription from RNA polymerase II promoter by galactose. The record is from RefSeq and is a predicted model, not a curated record. The transcript has 4 exons. Gene Ontology annotation, molecular function: RNA polymerase II cis-regulatory region sequence-specific DNA binding; DNA-binding transcription factor activity, RNA polymerase II-specific; zinc ion binding. NCBI's taxonomy places the organism in Eukaryota, Fungi, Ascomycota, Eurotiomycetes, Eurotiales, Aspergillaceae. Gene Ontology annotation, cellular component: nucleus.
AUGAAUACCAUACAGACAUACUCCGCCCCAGAAAAUUGGAAUAAAUCACCCUUGGUGGACGAUCCCAAUGAUGAUCGGCCGCGGAAGAAGCGCCGCAAAUACAUCGCCAAAGCCUGCAAUGAAUGCAAACGUCGCAAAAUAAAAUGCAACGGCCAAGCACCUUGUCAACGCUGCGGCCGCCAGAAUAUCGAAUGCAUCUACGUGGAGAACUCUCAACAAGAUAGCCCCGGGGAACAAGAAAAUUUCGAGCGGCUUUUUGAUCAGAUGAGAGUCAUGCAGGAACAAAUUAGCAUUUUGUCUGCGAGUGUUCGCUCAAUAGCCGGUAGUGAGCAUUCACCUGUCGGUCUUUCCGCCACGGGCAGUUAUGGGCUUUUGCCUACUCAACGUUCGCUGCGACGCGUGUCGAGGACCAGAGAGACGCCAUUUCAAGGUCCAACGACAUCGGCUUUCAGUUUCGACCUCGCCAAAUCCAGUUUGCAGCAACGCGGCAUUGUCGAACGCGCUGAGGCUGGUGAUGAAGGUGAUCUGACGCAAGAACCUUCGCCCUUGGCAUCUCCAUCAGCACAAAACGAAAGAAUAGAUUCACAUCAACCGCUUGAUCCACUCUGGGCCCUUCCAAAAACCGAAGCAUUGCGGCUUUGUCGAGUAUACGAGGAGGAGAUGGGCAUCAUGUACCCGGUCCUGGAACUUUCGGAGCUUUUGGAUCAGGUUAAUCUGUUAUACGGCCCCAUGGACCGUGCGCUUGGUCCAGCCCUCCAACCCGAUGCAAGAAAUGAAUUGGACCGUGAAGAUAUUCAUAUUCUACGUCUAGUAUUUGCUUGUGCCUUGACGGCAGAAGCCAGCGGUCGGAGUGAACAGGCCAUUACGCUGUUUGACAGCGUGCGGGAAGUCCAAGACAAUUGCGUCUGGGGUCCGCCGGAAAUCAAGAGCAUAAUCUUCUUAACACUCGUGUCAAUUUUUUAUUUUCAAAUGGACGAAGAAACCCUAGCAUGGCGCACGAUUGGAAUUGUCGAGCGCAUGUGUCUCGAGAAAGGUCUACAUAGGCGGGAAGCAUUGAAUCAGCCGGCUAUUGUGGCUGCGGGAAAAGAACGCGUUUUGCGACUCUUUUGGUCAAUCUACAUUUUGGAUAUGCGAUGGAGCUUUGGCACAGGCAUGCCAUUUGCCCUGGAAGACACGGAUAUCGACCCUUGGUUACCAGAGCCUGCAGAAAAGACUCCAUAUCUGCGUGUCAUGAUCCGAUACAGCCGUAUUGCAGCAAAAGUUUGGAAAUUUAUUUCGGCUUUCAACAACACGAACGAAAUCAAGAAAGAUGAGAUGAAUUAUCUGGACUGGCAAGUGUUGCGCUGGGCCCGUGCAAUUCCAGACUCGUUACAACUUGAAUAUCGAAGUUCCGCAGAAGAGGAAACUGCGACAGAUGGCUCGCGAAGCAUGCGCCGGCUACGAGCGUUGCUUUAUCUCCGCGCAAAUCAGCUACGAAUGUUGAUUCAUCGUCCAGUACUGCAUACAGCGGCACAUAUCAUGCGGUAUCCAAGCGAAUCGGAGACAGUGGUGGAGAUUGCCAAAGACACCAUACGAUUCAUCACCCGCCUGAAUGAUACAUCAGAUAUUUACCAGUUACAGCAAGUCGCAUUCAAUUGGUUCCUUGUCUCGGCCGUGGCUGUGUUAUUCCUGGCUGUAGCCCAGGCCCCAACGCAAUUCAGCGGUUCAUGCAAAGAGGAGUUUUUCUGGGCUUUGGAUUUAGUGAAAGGGUUUUCCACGCAAUCUUAUAUCUCGCGCCGGCUGUGGAAAUCUAUUCGAAGCCUUCGCAAGCUUGGCCCCCAACUAGGCCUUGGUGUGCAGAAAAAACGGCUGAAUGAUCAAACUGGAGUUGAACAAGAACAGUUCAACUCCAAUGCUUCGCCCGCUUUAGCGCCGACCGCGAGCAACCAUAGCCAGACACCACAGGACGGUGUCCAAAUGACACAGGAGUUGAUGGAGUGGUUUGAAGCAGUGGGCAAUCUGGAGGAUCAAAUCAUGGGGAUGGGAACAGGCCCCGUGCCAGAUGGAGGUCCUUACCAGCAAAUGCCUAAUGGUGGUUUCGUGUUUGACUAUGGUGAAGAAUUGUCGAGUGUGAUGAAGGAUUGUUUUUAA